CUUAAAAGACUGAGCAGCCGGCUGAGCCUCAGUCAUCGCUACCUCUGAGACGAGCAGCUGUCUCCUGAGAUCCUCCACAGCUGGACAUCAUGACUCUGAGGCUCAGCUCUCUUCUCCUGGCCGCCGGGCUGUUGGCGAGCAGCUGGGCUCUGACACCCGAAGAGUGCCGGCCUCUGAUGACGCCUUUGUCCCUGGAGCCCUCCACGCUGUACGGCAGGUUUAACUUCCUCUCUGGUUACACUGAUAAUGAAGUCUACAACAACAUCCUGAUGUUCACUGAAAGCUACUGGAUGGACGGGCACCCCUCCCCCUCCAGCCCCGACACCGUUGCUGCGACGACAUACAGCAAGUUAAAUGGAACAUGUAUGUCUUUAAGGUCCAACUUUACUAUUGACGGCAAUACUGGAUCAACGUCCAUUGCCAACAUGACGUCGGUGUUCCACCUGCUGCCGUCCUGCGACGGCUGUCUGCUCAUGAACAUCAACAGCACCGGCACCAACCUGGACAAGUUCCUCACCGAGAUGAACUUCAAGAACAACGUCACAGCGGAGAAGAUCAACGUCCAUGCUCUUUAUCUGAUGUCUAGAGGAACGACCUUGAAGGACUCUGACAUGGAAGACUUCAGGAAGCAGGCGAGCUGCUUCGGCUUCAACAGAGAACCAGACUUCAUCCAGGACCCCAAGAACGAUUUCUGUCCUGAAGGUGAGGGGCGUAUGCUAUUUGAGAAAUCUGCAUAAUGUUCAUGGAUGUUUCAAACUAAAACUGAGUAAAGAGACAAAAAGUGACAAAAAGA
Molecule: messenger RNA, 793 nt
Organism: Pseudoliparis swirei
Lineage: Eukaryota; Metazoa; Chordata; Actinopteri; Perciformes; Liparidae
Exons: 6
Coding region: 90-737 (215 amino acids)
Source: RefSeq, a predicted model, not a curated record